This is a messenger RNA of Plasmodium inui San Antonio 1, 6156 nucleotides long. RefSeq lists its product as hypothetical. NCBI's taxonomy places the organism in Eukaryota, Apicomplexa, Aconoidasida, Haemosporida, Plasmodiidae. The transcript is spliced from 2 exons. Gene Ontology annotation, cellular component: nucleus; cytoplasm. The record is from RefSeq and is a predicted model, not a curated record. The coding region runs from base 1 to 6156 and encodes 2051 amino acids. Gene Ontology annotation, molecular function: protein serine/threonine phosphatase activity.
AUGAGGAACUUUGCAGAGACGAGGACGAACCGUCCCUACGUGACGAAGAAAGACAGCCUUUAUGACGCGCUGCCCAGGCAUCCCUGUGUGAUCAUGCCACAACACCCCUAUCCGGCCAAUACAUAUGCACGAGGAUACCACACGUCGGCGAGCGGAGCCCUGCUAAAGGGGGGCAUGCCAAAUGGGAGCCAAGCCAUUCCAACCGCCCAGAUAAACAACCUGACAGCGCUUAAGAUGGGAAGAAUGGGAAGUCACGAAACGGAUUGGGCGCGACGAAGUUGCGAUGGGGGUAGUCAAGCAAACCUCGCGAAGGGCUCGGCGUCUUUGCUGCAUCGGUAUGAAAAUGGGAAGCAAUGGCCAGAUGACAGAACGUUUGUGGACUCGUCAGGGGUGUACUUGUCACGGGUGGACUCCCCAAGGGUGAACUCGUCCGCCGCGCCCUCACCAGAGGUGUAUCAUUUGAGCGGGGAAGGGAAUCCCAUGGGGAAUCCCAUCGAGGGGAGGGGAAUUGGUCCGAGCGUACGAAGGGGAAAGCCCAGUGGGAGGAGCAUAAGCGAACUGACUAAUAAGAAUCAAGGGGCCCAGACGGUGACGGAAUCCCAUGCUGGGUGUUUCCCCCGAAUGAUGGAAAAAAUAUACACAGGGGAAAAGCACGGGGAAGACACCGGGAAGAUGAAGAUUCCCCCCCUUGCGGGAAUGGAGCACACCAAAGGGGCACCUUUAAUGAAUGGUAAUCUUGUGGCGUCUUCUCAACCGAAAAUACGUCGGGAGGUUUUUCCUCCCUGGUGGGGCCAAAGAACAGUGGGGAGUCCCUCAAGAGAGGCUUUCAAUUAUUACACUCUUCCAAAUGUCCGAUACGACAGGGUGGGACCUUCUGCACGAGGAAUGAUGGGGGUCGUUCUGGUUCCAGUCAAUGGAAGAACAAAAAAUGGCUCUACCAAAUGGGAUCAAAGUGGAAAGGAAGCAGGUGCAGGGCUUGUUAACAAGUGGAGCAGUGGUCGCCUGAGUAGAACCUCAGAGUAUAGCUAUAAAGAUGUUGACCCCCUUAUGUAUGGUGGCAUGGCCCAGGGGAGGUGCUACCCUGAUGAUGCCUCGGUGGAGAGCCUUCCGAGGAAUAUUUUUCCCUGGGGUAGUAACGAAGGGUUCCUUCCCGGAAGCGAUAGCAAUCACUGCGAGGUGGUGGCAGUAGGGGGGAGCAACUACGAGAGCGGUGCGCAAUGGUAUGGCCAAACGGCUGUUAGAAGGCUAUCUCAGGAGGGCCUCCAAAGGGGAGUUAUGCCCCAGUGGCACGAAGGAGGCUACUCAGAUGGGCUGGAGAAUCAGGAUUCGAUUCCCCCUGAGGGACAGGCGGUGCGCUCGUGGAGCAAGGACACCAAUGGGGUGACGGCUCCCGCCAAUGAAAAAGAUGCCUGUGAGGAGGAUGCGGACCGCUCCACCCAGUGCACCUACAACAAGAGCGACUUCACCCAGUGGGUCUCGCACAACAAAUUGGUGAAGAACAUCAUUUCGUCGCACAACGGGGAGGGUCACGUGGAGAGGUACGGGCUGUACAGUCUCCUUUUCGACGCCUACGGACACAACAAGGAGGCGUUCGGAAGACACUUCAAGAGAGAGCGCGACAGCAGCAUGGAUCAACUGAUUGGGCGAGUAGUACCCCAGAUAGAGAAAGGCACAGACAAAGAGGUAGACAAAGAAUCAGACAAAGACACCGAGAAAGACACACAGAAAAGCAACGGAAUUGUCGAGAAAAUCAUCUUCCUCAAGUUCUUAUUCAAUCAGUACGCACACACAGAAUACCCCAAUUUCAUUUCCUUCAAAUGUUUUAAGACCAUGUUUGAAUUUCACCGAAAUGUUUUUUCUUCGGAGAAGAUUAUCCUUUUUAUCUUUAACUGCCUAGAUAGAUGUAGAAGGUACUACGUUAGCGAGACGGAUUUCCUAAUCGGCAUGCUGGCUUGCAGUCCGCAGAUGGAAAACGACAUUACAAAAGACACAGGGAAGUUAAGACACCAGCUGAUCUUUAGGGCCUACGAUCUGGAUAGAGAUGGUUACUGGAGUAGAGAGGAGAUGUUCGUUUUCCUCUACCAUCUGUAUGAGCUAUCGAAAAAUCUGAAGCACAUGGCACUUAAGGGAAACAAGAAGAAGAUGAAGAAAUUUGUGGCUGUCGAGCGGGACAAACUGAUGAGGAAGUGUGAGAAGGUUAGCUACGAUCAUUUUUACCGCCUUGUGCUGAACAGGAAAGUUGAGGGGACGCAGAACCUCCUCAGAUCCAACUGCGACGUGGCCAAUGUAGUGAAGACGUACUUUCUGUGUACCUACGGGGGGGGAAGGAGCCCCCCCAUGUCGGUUGACGCAGAGGUUACGACUAAUUCAGCCAGUGUGCAGUUGAAUGGACCAAUCGACGGGGAGAAGUGUCAGCAAAGGGAAGAGAGUCUCGACCCUGCGGAGGGGACAAGCCAGGACGAAGAGGGUGUGGACCCCUUGGAUGGGACGCAGUUGAAAGGCUGCAACGUGCAUAAGUGCAGCUCUGCAGAAUUCAGUGGACAGUCUACCACGGGGGAUCCCAAUUCGGAGGAGGCCCGGCAUAUAAGCGCUACUUCAAUUAAGGGGGACGAUGACCCUGAGGAGUUAGUGCAGAGGGAAGCGGCGGAUUCCACGGGGAGUUCGAAGAAUAGAGAGGAAGAGAAAUCCGAGGAGCGAAUUGAGGAACAAUCAGGGGAAUCAUCAGGGGAACCAGCAGAGGAACCAUCAGAGGAACCAUCAGAGGAACAAUCGGAGAUUGCGGGGGAAGCGGUGGAGGAACCACCCUGUUGCGACUCGAAUGAGACCCCAAAGGGCAUCGACCUGAAUAGCGAGGAAAAAGGGGACAAGAAGGUUGACGAGGAAGAAAAAGACAAAAUGAAAGAGUGCGGCGUGUCAGGCAGUGAGGCGAAUGUCCAGCUAAUGGUCCCCCCCGGGGAGAGACCAGACAGGCCGAGCAGCAGCGAAAGCAUACCACAUUUCGGAGGAGGUCACGAGGAGGAGGGCGGCCAUAACGAGGAGCGCCCCCAUAAGGAAAAUCCCAUACACAAGGAGGAGAUGGCCAAGAAGGAGAAUCCAACUCAUGAGGAGCAGCGUGCCAGUCGCAUGACCCCCCAACGCAGUUGGAGAAGCUGCGUGGAAAAGAUUAAAGAAAUAGUUAAGGCGUACAGAAAGAAGUACCUAACGGACAGGACAAAAUUGUUUGGACUGAACCAGGACGUAGCAUUUAAGAUCUUCACGACCUUUUACAAAGUGAGUUACAAAAAGAAGAGAGAGAAGUACAAUGGGAAGUUCGACACCGUCUGCACAGCGGCGUGUAACUACAACGACAUCAUCCUUCUUUGUGAUGAAGCCGCGAAGGUGUUGAAGGGAGAGGAUUCAAUUGAGUACGUGGAUCUCCCAUGCAAGGUAUUUGGAGAUCUACAUGGGAACAUUUUCGAUCUGUUGGACUUUUUUAAUAUGUACAAUUGGCCUUUGCAUGGAGAAACGAACGAGUGGCUAACCGUGGAGGAGGUAGCCACGACAAAUGGAGUGUCUUCCUGGGGGGGGAAAGCAAAGGAGACUCUUCCAUACAUGGAUGGAAACGAUAAGGACGUGAAAUAUGUUUUCCUGGGAAAUUACAUAAAUAGGGGGAAGCAUUCACUAGAGGUCAUUUGUCUGCUGCUCAGUCUGAAGAUCCUUUUCCCAAAGCAUAUAUAUCUUCUGAGGGGGAACCAUGAGGAGAGGUUGUUUAACUAUGUUCAUGGGUUCUAUGCAGAUAUAGAGAACAAGAUGGAGAGAAAUAUCAAGACAACAGGAUUGAUAAGAUACCAGGGGGAAGUGAUACAAGCUCAUGCAUAUGAGCUAUUCAAUCGGAUUAAUGAUGUGCUGGAGUUCUUACCCCUCUCCGUGUUACUAGGUGGAAACAUCCUGUGUGUACAUGCAGGCAUCGGGGACAGCCUCUAUAGCGUAGAAGACUUUGCAGACGUGCACAAGCCGAUUGUCGUCCCGCAGUUUGUCGACAGGACGAGCAGUAGCAACGGUAACGGUAGCGAUAGCCGUAGCGGUAACUAUGAGCGUCUUCAGAAGAUCAUUAUCGACACCCUGUGGUCUGAUCCGAUUAAUUAUGACGAUGAACAAGACAUGCUCCUUUUGGAAAAAUUAAAACUAGGGGAGGACAUUAUCCCUUCCAGUCGAGGGAAGAUCACUCUCAAGUUUGGUCAGCGGAGAUUGUCUUCUUUUUUGAAGAACAACAAACUGAAGAUGGUCAUUAGAGGACAUGAGUGUGUGCAGGAGGGAUACAGAUACAGCUAUAGUCGGCGUCUACUCACUCUGUUCUCCGCCACCAAUUACUGCGGCAGAUACGGAAACGAUGCAGCCAACGCGUUCAUCGUUAAGAGGGGAAAGAGCAUCGUCAUUUUUAAUCAGAUUUUGAAGUGCCCCCGGGAAGGGCAGCUAGAGGGGACAGAUCAUGCAGAGGAGAGGGCGGAAAGGACAACUGGAACGCUGCAACAGCUGGAACCGCCGCACAUGGUGAACCGGAAUGCCCCCCCUGAUGGAACCUUCCCGAAAGGGCACGCUCCCCCCUACCCACAAGAGCCCCUCCACUGGGGGGACUUCCCCCACGAGGUAGGCCAACCGAAGCACGGCGCACUCCCGUUGAGAGGACACGGAAAAAUGAGCAGUGUAUGUUCCCCCUCAGAAGUGCCUCCCCUCACAGUGGAGAAUUGGAGAUCUAGUGAUCAAUUCUCCAGAGUUGACCAGAUUGGAGACGCUUCUCCCGAUCGUAUGGGAAGCCAACCGGACAUCACCAUGAGGGGAGCAGCAUACAGUGUUAGGACCCUCGGGGGGGAAGAAGAAGAAGAAGAGGAGGAGGAACAAACAGAGGAACUGUCAAGCAGGAGGAUGGAUGAGCAAGUUACCCCUUUUGACCCCAAUGAGAAGGAGUUCACAUCGGAUGGGGAUGCAGUGGAGAGGACCUUCUGCGACUCCGCUGUGGAGAAGAAAGACAAUCUUCAGAGCAACCAGAGCAACCUCCUCCUCAGGGAUAACCAUCCAAUUAUUAAAAGGAAAUUGCGGGACACGAGGAGCAAUGAGGACAUGAACUGGGGGGUAGCUGCGCAGUUGGAAAGGAGGGAAGGAGUGUCCAGUCGCUUCGUGUGCAACGGCCGCGAUGAUGAUCGUGAUGGCGACCCUGAUGGGGUCCAUUUCCUGAGCAGCUCGCGUAAUAGCAUGCGCGAUGACCAUUCGAAUGGAGACGCGAGAGAGGAUAACUGUGACCGGGAUCCACUAAGGAAGAGCAUCAGUGCGAAUGGGACCUUCUCAUCGGAAGAGAGCCUCUAUGGCGGGUGUUUACAUGGAAGCAGCGGGAGAAACUACACAAGUGAAAUGUUCUCCUCCAAACUGUCUCACUUCAAGGGUGAAGAUUCAGAGAAGGGUGGAAUCGAAGACAUUGAGAAGGCCCAAAACAGACAACAGCGCAAACCCCAUUUGAAGAGAGAUGCCCACUGGGAAGAGGAAUACCUUUACAACGAUUACGAACAUUGCUUAGACAAUCUCUCCCAGGGAGACGCUUUGAAGAAUCCCCCUUGUGAUGAGCCGGAUAGCAACGACGAACACCUGUGUGCAAGCGAAACGAAGCAAGAAAGUCGAGUCAGCACAAAUGCUAUCAUCGAGAAAUUUUUUCAAAAUAGAGCAACAAAUCAUGGAAGUGAUGAGCAUAUCUACAUUGACCAUUUGGAGGACAAAGAAAUGCAGAGGGGGGACGAUUUAAAUCAUUCCCAGUGUGCAAAGUUGACUCCCUUGUUCAAGCGAACGAAUGAUGUGAAUGUGCAGGGGGAAAACGAAGGAGCCGAGUGGGAGCAGAAUGGAAGUUGUGACACCCUGAUGAAUCAGAUGAUGAGUAAACCCAUGGAGUACAUGAUGAUGCCGCCUGACUUGGGUUUGGCUAAUCGGCCAAAGUUGCGACAGGAUACCCAUUCGAGCGAGCAGAAGGGGCACAACUCCGCCACCCUACGCAGUUUGCGAAGUUUGAGGAGUGAAAACAACACGAGGGAGUCGCUAAGCAAGCUACAAAUGCAGUUUUUGCCGCCUGACCCGAAGCCGCAGACAAAAAUUUCGCUGCAAAAAAUUAUGGACAAGUUGAAGGACGAUGCGUAG